GAUGAUAACAGAGGGCGCUCACGUGAGCAUCUGUCAUGCUGAUGAUGUGAGCAUUGUGGCGUUAAAACAGACGCUUCUUAUUCAUGACAAAAAGAUUGCAACCCAGGUGAAAAAGUGAAUUAGAAAAAUGGUUUUGAGUGGGUGAAAAAGAUAGAAAAUGACAACACGAGUGAAGAGUUUGGUAUGCUGGUCAUUAUUCAGGGUACUGGUACCUCUGAUCCUGUUAGCAGCAUGUGUGGUGAGGUACAAUGCCUUGUCCUUCCUGUAUGUGAUAUUUCUGUUAGUAUGUCCUCUGCUCAGGUCACCAACAGAGCUCACCAUAAAAGGGGGAACAGGACUGUAUUUGAAGCUUCUUAUUGUGCUUGGAGCUCUUGGUACUCUGGCUCACAUUAUCUUCCACAUCACGUUAGCAGCUCUGGAUAAACCAUAUGGAUUUGAUUUUGCUAACUAUGUUGGUUAUCUUCAUUUUUCUAAGCCGUCCAUAACUUGUCUGACAGGAGGUGUCUCUACAAGUUCAGCAAUUUCCUCUCGUUUAGGAAAUUUUUCAAAUAGUGGUUCAACAAAUGAUAAUAUUUCAAGACAGAUUGCUGUAGAAAGGUUGGAUGGUGUACCAGUGAUUAAUAUAAUUCGACUAGUAGUUCCUGACCUUGCUGUUCUGAUAACGGCCAUCUUGGUCUUUGUGAUCUGUUACGUACUUCUCAAGGUUCCUGAAGGACAAGACACAGAAUUACCAACCACAGCCAGCAGAACCCGCAGAAAACGAACUGAAAGAUUUUUACAUUUCUUUGGGACAUUCUUGGUGUUAUUAUUUUUGGCAGCUAGCGGUAUUAUAGUGCCUUCAAUUUUGGGAGCUUUUUACUUCCUGUCGUUCCUGUACAUAUCAACAUGGUGGGCUUUUUAUAACUCUCUCGGAUAUAAAUUUGCAGUGUAUAGAUUUGUCGUACUUGUGUGGAGUGGUCUUCACCUAUGUGUCUUACAUUUGUACCAGUUCCCGUUUUUCCAGGAAUUGGUUGAUCCUCAAUCUCUCGAAGCAAGAAUAAUAGGACUAACCGGUAUUAUCAAGACAGAUUGUGAAAGAACUUGGUAUGUUGAAUUUCAUGAUGCUAGUCAGUGGCCUUGGUUUGUCAAUCCAGGAAUCUUAUUGCUGUUGUACUUCACACUGGCUAUAGAAAGCAGGCAGUGGUUACAUCGUAAGGAACUCAUAAUCAUAGAGGAACCAAAAGCAAGAACUCGUAAAAAAUCAAGAAAAUCGUCAGAACGGCAGGUAGCCUUACAGGAUCUUAGCCAAAGAGAGCGAUUGGUUGAAAAUGAGAACGCAUCUUAUAGUACCUUUGACGAGGAAGGUUCUCCAGCUAUGUCUGCAGCUUUUGAGUCUGAUGAAGAUGAAGCUGAUGGUGACACUAAACCAGCCAAGAAGAAGAAACAAAUGAAAGAAGAUGUCAAACGUCCUUAUGCGGUGUCCAUUUUUGUUUAUGCAAUGAAACAGAGUUAUGUUUUAGCUCUGAUUGCAAUGAUGGCCUGGAGUAUCACUUUCCACAGUUGGCUGACUUUUGUAUUACUGUUGGGAGCCUGUAUAAUUUGGAUGAUUCCAAAGUCUCGUCAGCUGACCUUAUGUAUAUCACCAUUGCUGGUAGUCUAUGGAGAAUGUCUACUGAUAAUUCAGUAUGUCUUUGGAAUGAAUUUGAAAACUGAGCUACCAGAAGUAGUGAAUGGAGUGAAAUUGUAUGAGGUUGGACUGAAGACCUUUCCUUACCCAUGUUUACAACUAGCUGUACAGAUCCUGUUUACAGCUAUGUUUUGGUUGACACUACGGCAGUUUAUGAGAGAAAGAAAAGAAAGAAAGUACCAGAGUGGAUAUCAAUUGGAAGAUGUGUCUACUACUCAUGAAUCCCAAUCACCGUCUGCUCGGUCAUUCUUUAGUGGUUGGAUGCAGCUGCAGAAUUUAGAUUAUAAACGUUUUCCUUCCAGAGUGGAUAGCAUUGAUGGUUAUGACAGUAGUACUAUGAAAAAAAUAGGGAAAUACUUGUGGAGUGUGCUAGCUAAGUACUGGAUAUUUGUAUGUGCUGUGAUGAUGUUACUGAUCUCCAUACAGGAAGUGGUUAUUUAUAGAAUCAUUUAUAUGAUCCUUUUCCUCUUCUUUGUACUGACCUUCCAGUUGAGUUACAGGCUAUGGAGGCUAACCAUGUUUUUAUUCUGGUGGAUAGUUAUCAUCUAUUCUAUGGCUGUACUCAUUAUCCUGUAUACCUAUCAGUUUAGUGACUUCCCAAUGUACUGGAAAAAUGGAACACAUCUGUCAGAUGAAGUGCUGAAAGAUAUAGGACUAGAACAGUUCAACACAGCCACCCUGUUUGUAAAGCUACUGACACCAACAAGUUUCCUGAUUGUUAUCAUAUUGCAGGUCCAUUAUUUCCACAAGGAAUUCCUUACAAUCAGUGACUUAAAUAGAUAUGCGAAAGACUCAGAGGAAGUAGAAACUCCUGGUCCUGCAAUCUCUGAUACAGAAGGGGGUACUACAACGGAUACUGAUCAUGUGGUCUAUACCAAGACUAAAAGAUGGAGAAGGAAGCUAACAGACUGUUGGAACAAACUAUGGCAGCUGUGUAGUGACUGGUGGAAGAUUUUGUCUGAAAAUUUCUGGAGACUGAUGGAAAUUCACAUCUUUAAAAUCGUUGUCUUUGUCAUUAUUAUGGUGGCUGUUCAUGAGGUGUCUGCUGUGAGUGCUGUAUAUGUAAUUUUCCUAGCAAUAUUCCUUCCAAUCACUGGAGCAUGGCCAUGUAUGGCAGUGAUCUGUCAGUUCUGGACUGCCAUAGUAUUGCUGGCAAAGACCAUCUACCAGCUGAAUCUUGUCGAGAAAGAUUACUGGAUCACAAAUUGCACUGCAAAUUUCAGUAUGGAACCAACUAUCAUACCUUUAGUCCCUACAGUGAAUUCAUCCAGUGUUGUAAAUACAACUGGUUCCCCGGUAUUAGCCAAUUCAUCCGGAUAUAACAGUAUAAGCGGAAGAACAGGUUUUUCUGCUUCGAGUGGUUUAAAACCAGAUACUAAUGGAACAAUCAACCAAGCAUUGUGGGUAGGAUUUGAUAAGACAAGCCACCUGUCUCAUUAUCUCAGUAACUAUAUAGGAAUUCUGUUGAUACUUGUUCUGUACAAGCUAAUAAAAUGUCAUCAGUCACAACAUUAUAAGAGACCUAGUGAAAAAAGACCACCACCAGGAGUUAUCUUUCCUGAUAUCAAAAGACCAGAGGCAGACAGAGGCUUACUUCGUUGCUCUAAAUACUUUGCCAACUUCUUCUUCUAUAAGUUUGGACUGCAGUUGUGUUACAUCAUGUUAGCAGUAACCAUUUGUAUAAGGGUGGAUGUCUACAGUGUCAUCUAUGCCGUCAUUCUGGGGAUACUUCUGGUCCUCAGUAGGAGAGGGAAUGCUUUGAUAUGGCCAUUGAUUACCAUCAUUCUAGCUGUUAUGUUACCUGUGGAGUUCCUCAUUUGUCUGGGGCUACCUAAAGGAUUGUGUAUUGAAUAUCCUUGGUCUUACAUUGAGAUCUUUGAGAGAAACUUAGAGAAAUGGCUGUAUCUGCCUGACUAUAACUUCCCACCAAGAGCUAUCAAACUUAUCGCUGAUACAAUUCAACUGUUGUUGAUUUGUCUACAGUGGCAAGUAUUCAGACGUGAAUCAAGUGAAGGAGAUUUACACCCAGGAGGUUCCAAUAAGGAUAUCCUAGAAGAAGUUGAGGCCAGUACUCCAAUACUAGUGCCUGACUUUACCGGCCAUGCCAAGUCAUAUCUUGAUGUGUUGAAAAUAGGAUUCUUCACCUAUAUGUACUGGGUAACAUUGUUUAUUAUGUUUAUUACUGGUGCUACAAGGAUAAACCUGUUCAGUAUGGGUUAUGUGAUAGCUGUGUUUGUGUUUAUGUGGUAUGGACAGGAGUUCUUACUUCUACCUCUGAGAAUUAUCAGAAGAAGGUGGAACAUGCUGAUUGGUUACACGUUUUUUGUACUGUUUAUGAAAGCAGUGUUACAGCUUCUGGGUUGUGUGUAUAUAGACAAGCUAUAUACAGACCAAUGUUGGCUGAUACAGCUCUUAGGCCUGACUUGCCUAAAUCCAUCACACAUCUUUAAUACAGGUGAUUGUAAGGUUGAAGAAGAUGACACUGGGCUAGCUUGGGAUGUAAUUUGUUUCACAUUCCUUCUGCUACAAAUGAGGAUAUAUAACAGUCAUUAUUUCAGACAUGUUGUAGUUAUGAAUCAGGCCCAACACAAUCUUGCUUCUAGAGGAGCAGAACUGAUUAACCAAACAUUGAUAGAGAGUGUUCUAAAACAAAAAGAAGAGGAACGUCAAGUGUUAGACAACAUUAAGAAAAAAAUGGAUGCCAUCAAAGAAAAACAGAAACAUGUCAAGAAAGACUUUGUUGUGCCUGAUGAACAUUUUCAGACAAUCAGAUCUGGUGAUUACUAUUUGUUUGAUGAGGAAAGUGAAUCAGAAGAGGAAACUGGAGGCAAAAAGGUCAAAGACAGUAUAACUAUAGGUCAAGAUGAAGAAGAAGAUGAUACACCAAAUCCGUUACAGCUGAUAUCAACCGCAAUACAUUCUGGACCUGAUGCAGCUAUAGAUCAAGCUGAAGAUGCUGCAGAUAAGGACAAAGAUAAAGAGACCAAGGAUAAGGAGCAAGGGGUUGAAGAUGAAGAAGAAGAUAUCAUUGACAAAACUGGAACAGUUCUGAAGUUCAUACAAAAGCUAUUGGAAAGUCUGUUUGAUUCAAUCAUAGAAGUGUGUAAUGGUAUUUCUAAGAACUACAGAAUGGUUGCUGACCAGUUGGAAGAUGAGAUGAACAAGGAAAGACAAGGAAUAAGACGAUCUCUAAAGUUACAUCAUGAGUCAGAACACAAAGCUUUAGAUAUGAAGGACCAGUCUAUUGAAUUAGAAGGUCCAAUCGAGGGAUCAGCUGAGGAUGGACAACCUACAAGUACUGAUCUUGUAGAAAUACAGAUCUCAUCUGCUGAUGAAGAUGUCAAGAAGAUACCCAGUGAUGAUUCUCUGGAUGGAAAGAAACAGGAUAAGUUUGAACAGAGUAAAUCCAAGGUUUACCUCCUCCUGGAAGCUUUGUAUUACCUCCUCAUCUCACGAACAGAACUUAUCUGUUAUUUCCUGAUGAUACUGGACCAGAUUGUCUAUGCCAGCUUGUUGUCUUUGCCACUUCCAUUGAUGGUCUUCCUCUGGGGCAUGCUGUCAGUGCCACGCCCAUCGAAGAGCUUUUGGAUUACUGCAAUAACUUACACAGAGGCUAUAAUUGUGGUGAAGUAUCUGUUCCAAUUUGGUUUCUGGCCUUGGAACAAAGACCAGACCAAUUUAGAACCAUUUUAUCCACCGAGGAUUAUUGGAAUAGAGCAGAUUGAUGGAUACGCUACUGUGGAUCUUAUACUGCUGUUAGCCUUGUUUAUACAUAGAUCUAUACUCAAGAGAUAUGGCUUAUGGAAGGAUGCAGAGGAGAUAAAUUCUGACUUUGAUAAAGUGGAGAAAGAGAUAUCACCACAUGGGUCUCCUGUACCUAAAAGGGAGGAUACUGACUUAGUUGUGUCUGGUAGUACUGUACAGAGCUCUGGAGCACACAGUAGUAUAGAGGAGAGUCUAGAGGAUCCAAACACCAAGAAGAAAAAGGCAGAAAUGUCUAUGUUAGGCAAGUUGGUGAACCCUUUCAAGGAUUUUUAUAACCAGGUGACCAAUCCAGAUUACAAUGCUACAACAGAUGUAUAUGCCUCCAUGUUUUUCUGUGAUUUUAUUAACUUCUUCAUAGUAGUGUUUGGUUACACAGCAUUUGGACCUCAGCAAUCAGUUGGAACUGGAGAUGUCUCAUCCUACAUUCAAGAAGACAAAGUUCCUAUACCCUUCCUGAUCAUGUUGGUAGUACAGUUUAUCCUGAUCAUUAUAGACCGAGCCCUGUAUCUAAGGAAGAAUGUCCUAGGAAAGUUUAUCUUCCAAAUUGUACUGGUUAUACUGUUACAUGUAUGGAUGUUCUUUGUUUUACCUGAAGUCACUAAAAGGAAGUUUUCUGAGAACAGACCAGCACAGUUAUGGUAUUUUGUGAAGUGUAUUUACUUUGGAUUGUCGGCCUAUCAGAUCAGAUCAAGCUAUCCCACAAGAAUUCUGGGUAAUUUCCUCACCAAGAAAUACAACUACCUAAACUUGUUCUUGUACAAAGGGUUCUUGGCCAUCCCAUUCCUGUUGGAAUUAAGAGUUUUAAUGGACUGGAUAUGGACAGAUACUACAAUGGCAAUAGGAAGCUGGCUACAAAUGGAAGAUAUCUAUGCUAAUGUGUAUCAGCUAAAAUGUUGGAGGGACAUUGAAAGGAAUUAUCCCACUCCACGUGGAUUUAAGAAGAAAUCCCUGAUAAAGUAUGGAGUAGGAGGAUUGCUGUUGGUUAUUAUCAUCUUUAUAAUCUGGUUCCCACUUGUCAUCUUCUCAUUUGCCAAUACAGUCUUCAAGGUCAACCCACCUACAGAAUGUACAGUUACCAUGACAAUCAAUGGAUUCCAGCCGAUUUAUAAGAUGACAGUACAGACAGAAGGAAUUAGAGCUUUAUCUUCAGCUGAGUAUAAGACCCUUAAAGAGACAUUCAAUGGAAAUCUGAAUGCCAUAGCCUUCUUGACAGCAUAUGAACCAGAAGAUGUAACAGAGAUAGUAUUGAAUGGACAGUCCACAUCAUUGUGGGGAAUUAGUCCUCCGAGUAAAGAUGAACUUAUCAAACAGUUAUCCAGUUCAACUAAAGCUAGAUUGGAAUUCCAUGCUACUUUCUUGAGAACUCCUGCAUCAGCAUCAGCGGGAGAUACAUUAUCCUUUCAGAUAGUUAGAACUUUAGACAGUCACGAGCAAACAAUGUUAAGAGAUAUACUUACCAAUGCAACACAGUCACCAUUGAAUAUAACGAAAUUGUUCCCCAGGUUUUUGAAGAUACCAAGCAAGGGUGCAGCAACUGGAAUCAAGACUUUAAAUGAUGGUAUUGGUCUCAGUAAAGUACAGAUGAACUUACAAGGAAAUGAUCCUGUGGUUGAGUGGUGGAAAGUUGACGAGUUAAUGACUGGUACAGUUAUAUCUCCCAGUCCUGGGAAAUCAGAUAAAAUUGUCUCCCAUAUUUCCCUCAUAACCUUUAAUGCCAGAGUGGCGCCAUCUGGAUUUAGUUUCAUAACGAAUUAUGGCAUAAUUGGACUGUAUAUUUCCUUCAUAUUGUUGAUUGGAAGAAUCUUACGACUGAGUACAUCAGGAUUGAUAGGGAAUAUCACCUACAAUGAACUACCUUACAUCGAUAAUGCAUUGCAGCUUUGUUUAGAUUUGUACCUUGUAAGAGAAAUGGGAGAAUUCCGUCUAGAAGAAGAUCUCUACGCCAAACUUAUAUUCUUCUACCGAUCAGCAGAGACUCGUGUCAAAUGGACAAGACUUCCAAAUCAUCUCGUCAUCACCGAUGCUAAAAAGAAUGAUUAAUGUUUGAGAUGGAACUGAAAGAUAUUGAAUUAGAAGUUAAAGUAUAUUUGUUAAUGCAAUAAUAACCUGCAGUGGCCAUACACCUUAUUUGAUAUUUGAAAGCUUAUCAAAUAUGAAAAAAUUCAAAUGAUGUAUAAAUUUGAGUACUGCUUAAACCAUAAUUUUUUCUGCCAUUCUUGCUGACAUAUUGUAUAUUCAUCAAUUACACUCUAUUUUGUAUACUUAUAUAUUUUUUUUUAGUCAUUUUACAUUCAUGCUUAUAUUUAAAGAUUUGCAGCAAAUUUAAUGGCAAUUUUGUGUUUGUCUCUUUGCAUUCAUUUUAUGGUAAAAUGAUUUUAUCAGUUGUAUAUUUUGGAAUUUUUUGGUUUUGUCUGAAAAGACUGUAAAUUCUUUCCAUUUUGAUCUACAGGGUAUGUUUUCAUGAAAGAACUAUUACCUCUUACAUGUCUUAUGAAGAUAUUGGUUUUUCAUUGUUUUUUAUUUAUUUAAGUAUAUUUUUGUCAUGUUUUUAUACUUUGUGAAAAGCAUAUGAAGAAAUUUGGGAUUUUUUUUUUUUUAAAUGAAGGCUACAUUUAAAUUUUUUUUUGUGGAAUCAGGAAUGUACCAUUUAUAUAGAUUAAGAAAAAAUUAUCAAUUAAAAGUAAGUAUGAAAGAAGACAAUUUGAAUUGUCUCCCCUAGAUUGUAUGAUUUUCAUUUCUGUAUGUCACAAUGGUCUUUCGAAGAACAAUUUGUAAGUGAAUUUCUUUAAUGACCUUGGUCUUCAUUACUGAUAAUUAUAUGCAACUUAUAUACUAAAAUCCUUGUGGAAGCAUCAGUUAUUUUAUGUUUACUUUUUUCUUUAUUGGGAAAUAAUUACAUUACAUGUAUGUUUCACGAGAAUCCGUUAGUUUGAUUGGCUAAAAACAAUCAUGCAUCAUUCAAAAAUUGACCUUCAUAUCGAAAUGAAAUGUUACAUUCGUGAUGACACGUGCAACCACAAAAAAAAUGCACAGGUAAAUAAAAGAAAAACUUGAUCAAACUUUUUUUUCAUGGUCUUAUUAGCAUAAAAAUGUAAUAAUAAGAAAUGAAUGCUUCUUUUUGUAAUUUUAUUGGGGUGUAAAAGUGUUGCACACAUUUUUAGAAUGAAGCGCUUCAUACAAAAUGUGCUUCAGUCAACGCUUUUACACCCCAAUAAAAUUACAAAAGGAAGCAUUCAUUUCUUAAUUGAUAAAAGAUAGUGGGAAUCCCAAACUUGCAGGUUCAUACAUAAUAAUUGUAAAAUAAAUAAUCUUGUAUAUGUUGAUGUGUUAUAUUGCAUAGGAAAAAAAAUGAUUUAAAAUGGCAGUUUAUUGUUAGAGUGUUUUUGUUAAAAAAAUGUUUUGAAAAUAUAAUUUUACAUGCAAGCUAAUAUAACUUUUAGCAUUAACCAGCUUUUUAAGAUGUUUUAUACUGUGCAAUUUUAUAUAUAUCAGUGUUAUGUAAUACAAAUGCAGGUGAUUUUUGUAUAAGCUUUUACAUAUUAAAAAACUACCAUUUUGUGAGUAGAAUUGUUAUAUUAGUAGCUAAGAGUAUGUAUCAUUAGUUUAGUCGUGUAGUUUUGGGAUGUUUAGUAAGAAAUAUAUAUUUAGCUUCAUAUAGUUUCAUGAUCAUGUGCAAUAUGUAUGUCUAUAAAGUGUAACAUAUGAAUUUUUAAGCUAAUUUGAAAUUAUAUUUCAUAUUUUAUGUUCACAUAAAUACUUGUAUAAAAAGAAAAUGGCCUUUUAAAAUUGUUAUUUUUUUUAAUGAAAUUGCCAUUGUCGGCCUUUAAAUUUUGAUAUACUAGUUAAAAAAGUUCUUUAAUUCUUUUAUAAAUUCUUACAAUUUGUCUUUAGUGAAAUGGUAUCACAUUGAAAGCAUGAAAGAAUGUCAGGAAAAUAGUAAAUGUGAGCUACUGUUUUAUUAUUUUUUUAAGACCAUAUAAAAUAAGUAUUUUCAUUGUAAAUUAUUGUGACUUACCUCAUGAUAUUUUGUUUAAGAUGCAGAUUUUGGGUAAGACAUUUAAAGUUAUGCUGUUAAGAAACAUGAAAGUGUAUGUACAAAUACAAGUUUAAUGAUGCAUAGAAAACACUGAGUUAGAAAUUUCUUUUGUGACUUGUUGAUUAUACUGUAUUGUCAAGUUAUCAGCUUUAUAAUUCCUUAUUUACUAACAAAAACUCACUAAUUUCUUCAUUUCAGGAUUAUUGGACUAUAUAUUUCUGCUGUACUUGUGAUAGGCAGAUUUGUACGAGUGUUUUUUAGUGGUUCGUCAGAAGUUAUUAUGUUCUUAGAACUGCCAAACGUAGACUAUGUCCUCAAUCUGUGUCUGGAUGUAUAUA
Molecule: messenger RNA, 9805 nt
Organism: Mytilus californianus (California mussel)
Lineage: Eukaryota; Metazoa; Mollusca; Bivalvia; Mytilida; Mytilidae
Product: piezo-type mechanosensitive ion channel component 1-like
Exons: 52
Coding region: 158-7471 (2437 amino acids)
Source: RefSeq, a predicted model, not a curated record